Fusarium vanettenii 77-13-4 is the source of this 549-nucleotide messenger RNA. RefSeq lists its product as uncharacterized. The record is from RefSeq and is a predicted model, not a curated record. Gene Ontology annotation, biological process: transmembrane transport. Gene Ontology annotation, molecular function: transmembrane transporter activity. NCBI's taxonomy places the organism in Eukaryota, Fungi, Ascomycota, Sordariomycetes, Hypocreales, Nectriaceae. The transcript has 2 exons. The coding region runs from base 1 to 549 and encodes 182 amino acids.
AUGCUUGUCCGCCUCGCUGAGCCAAUCAGCGAGCGAUCUCUCACAGCAUAUCUCUUCUACCAGCUGCAAUGGUUCGACAAGUCCCUAGAUGCGUCGUCGAUCGCGAAGCAGGCCGGGCAUCUGACUGCAGCCUUUGCUGCUUCUCAAUGCGUAACAUUGAUGUGGUGGGGACGAGCAGCCGAUAGCCCGGUGCUCGGUAGGAAGGGCGUUCUUGUUAUUGGCCUGCUAGGCUCGGCGAUCUCAGCACUUGGCAUGGGUUUCUCAACUACAUAUCGGUCUGCCAUGUUGUUUAGGAUGCUAGCUGGUGCUCUCAAUGAUAACGUUGGCGUUCUCAGGACAAUGGUGUCUGAGGUUGUUGUUGACAAGAGGUCCAACUGUCGGGGGUACCGUCUUGGGAUGGGGGCUGUCAAACAAUCUUGUUGGAAUUCCGUUCUGGGGAAUGGCUUUACUUGCUUCGUUGAACUUCAGUCUUCUGUUGUUGGUGAAGGAUUCGGAUGCCUCAUGAGUGGGUUGUUGGGUCAUCUGGUCAACACUAAAUACAUCCUAUGA